This is a messenger RNA of Aspergillus steynii IBT 23096, 1048 nucleotides long. RefSeq lists its product as uncharacterized. Lineage: Eukaryota; Fungi; Ascomycota; Eurotiomycetes; Eurotiales; Aspergillaceae. Bases 42 to 665 code for a protein of 207 amino acids. The transcript is spliced from 4 exons. The record is from RefSeq and is a predicted model, not a curated record.
GAGCAUCCGACAGGACAUGCUGAGUGGUUCCAGUUGACAGGAUGAGUGGGCAAGGUAAUCAACCGCCGGGUUUGCAACCCAAUGCUUUGUUGUCCGCAGUUAAGGUGGGCGCUCUCAGUGGCUCCGCGGGGCUCGUCUACGGUGGCAUUUCCGGUGUGCUUCGGUCUCAGCACCCGGUGAUCCAUUCGAUUUCCUGCGGUAUCCACUGGUUUGCCUGCGGAACUUCCUUUUGGUGGAUAAGAAAUGGCAUCCUGGACCUGCACUACCAAGGCGAGGCGACUCCGCGACAGCGCGCUUAUGUCAGCGCCCUGUCUGGCGGUCUCGCCGGCGGUGCGGUCACGAGACUAAUGGGAGGUCGCCUUGUUCCAGGGGCUGUGAUUUUUUCGAUGCUAGGCUAUCUCGGGCAAGGCUCGUACAAUGCGAUCGACACAUGGCAGAUGGAGCAUGCAAAUAGCCCGUCAAAGCCAAUCAUCCAGCGCAUAGCCGACUCGAAAUGGAUCCCGCUGAGGUCUCUUUCCGACGACGACUAUCGCGGUAUGCUUAGCGAAAAAUUGCUGAGUAUCGAGGCCGAAAUGAGCCUUAUCGACGACAAGAUCGAAGAACUGGAACGAUCCAAAGCCGAUUCAGGGUUUGCCCCGAUGCCUGCCGAGCCUGCGGAAAAAUGAUCGCAUAGAUCGAGCAUUGAGCAGCGAGGCGCUAUUUCCAGAGUGAUGCCCCCGAUCGCUUUGGAACCCUUUUCGACAUGUCGGUUUGGACUAUUUACCAGUCGGGGCAGAUGAUUGGCCGAAGUCCGGGAUAUCCUCCACCCCGUCCGUUUGAGAGUUAUCCAUUUGAAACCGGGCAUCUGAAGCGUUGAGGGCGUUCGCCAUUGGAUUUGCCUCGCAGGGGAAAUGACGUUGAGAUAGAUGUAUGGGACCCCCUGAGUGAUCUGAUCCAUGGGGAGUGGAUGGAUCAUGAAGCUCGGAGGUGCGAAACUUCGUCCAAAGCUGGCAUCUUGUGGAAUAGUAUGUACAAUAGCGAUAAUAGAGAGCCGAUAGGUCUACUAUGG